AUGGCGCAGAACCCAACGUCCGAGUCGGUCGAGGGCUGCCCCGACAACGUCGUCGUGCGUCUCAAUGCAGUUCCCGCGCUCGUUGAAUGGGUUAGUUCCGAUGGGCAGACAACCCAGCUUGGCGACUCUUUAUCCGCCUCCCCAGUCUCCCUCGACAUGACCUUCGAUUCCACGGCCAAGUCUAUUUUCCUCAGGCUUCGCAUCACCGUCCAGAUCCACCGGGACUCGAGCAACAAAACGCCACUGUAUCUACACAUCGGGCCCGAAGACAUCGAGAUCAUUGCCUGCCAAGGUGCCGCUCAAAGUCAGGCCACUCCCACUCAGAAUUCCUUCGAGAUCAGGCUGAGACGGUCUGUGGCUUUGAUCGGUCCUCCGUUUCGGCUUCGCCCAUCCAACAAGGCUCGCGCGAGUGUGGUAAACGCUGCAAAAGAACUUGCUACGAGACGCGAAUUCUCGAUACACGUUCAAAAUGGCUUGUUAUCCGAACCCCAGUUCAAGGCAAUUCGCGAAGCCGUAUACAGCGAAUAUCAUUCUAGCGGUGCACACUUAGAUCUUGCCUCCUUGUAUGGGGGCCUUGGGGGCAAGCAAAUUGUGGCAAGAGAUGCCGAUAUCAUCCCUGCACCUGAUGACGGGACAGAAGCGCCUCCGUCUUAUGACGAGGUGGAAGCGCCGCCCCCGAUGGCACCCCUUUGGCAGGCGUCAGACCCGGGGCCAUCGAGCAAAAAGCGCCGGCUGAGUAGCUCGGCCGCUGACGCCACUGCAUCCCUGCUGUCUGUCGAAACCAUCUGCAGAAAGCUUAUGGCCGAGCAGCAAGCCAAGACGGAGCAAUCCUUGCGGGCUAUGGAGGACAGACUAACCACACACUUGGACAACAGGUAUGAUCGUCUGCAAAAGGAAAGCCAAGAAGCUCGGGACGAACUCUCGCGCGAGCUGAGCUCAAAAAUGAGCGAGUUGCAGGGCCAGGUCAACGAGCUGAAACAACAAGUCGAUGGACUGAACGAAAACAUGGUGGAAGAGCUUGAGAAGCUGUCCGAAGAGAUUCAAGUAGUCAGCGACGACAUCGACAGCAGGGUCGACUUUAGGGUGGACGACACUGCUGUCGGCUUCAAGAUCGAGCUCGAGGAGUUUAUACGCGACGAGUUGAAAGACGUCGAGGAGGCUGUUAAGGGCAGCCUGAGGCGGGCUAAUGGCCAUGCGACCUCCCAGUACUGCCGCCUCCUAUCUCACUACUCAAAUCAAAACACCGUUCCUCUACCGUACACCGAGCUCUGCCGGCAUAUUGGCACCUUCCUCAGGGCAUAUGUCUGCCAUCUGGUGGCGUACCUGCAGAGCCAGCGAUCCCAUGAGCGCGUCUUACUACGCCUUUCCAUAAAAGUCAUCCCUGCCCUGACCGGUAUCGUCCCUGUCCUGGCCGUCUCCCUGCACAGGGACAACCCUGCUUACUGGCUCCCUGGGGGACUCGCGAGAGCGGUGAACAAGCCAUACGAGGCCGACGGCAAGGCCAGAGACAGCUAA
This is a messenger RNA of Diaporthe citri, 1515 nucleotides long. RefSeq lists its product as uncharacterized. The transcript is spliced from 3 exons. NCBI's taxonomy places the organism in Eukaryota, Fungi, Ascomycota, Sordariomycetes, Diaporthales, Diaporthaceae. Bases 1 to 1515 code for a protein of 504 amino acids. The record is from RefSeq and is a predicted model, not a curated record.